AUGGAAAGGAAACGCCUAAAAAAAGAGAUCGAAAAACUCUUGGGAGAUUAUGUUGGCAUCAGACUUCGGGAAAAUGAAUUCGACCCGAAAGGAAGACAGCAGCCCACCUUUCUCGAUGAUAUGGCUCAUUACGACUUGGCCAUCAGUGUUGCUUUACUGUGGCUGAAUGAUUCAGAAGCCCAAAGUCCUUUGGCAGAAGGGAAAAGGAAUUUGCCGCUUCACAGCAGAUACAUCUAUCCCAACCGAAUUGAGAGAGAAGCCAUGAUUUUAUCAUUUUACGCUGGGACCUUAAUGAACAGCAUCCCCAUUGAAGACGUCUUUGGGAUUUACAGCACGGGGCCUUCGGCAACACGCUGGCACCGCUCUGCCAAAGGUCACUGGAUUCACCCUUUCAACCUCUCUUUGCAUCCUUUUGCCAUGCUGACAGCCCCGAAAGCUGCAGAACAUGCCUGGAAACAGAGUGUCAAGUUUCAAAAGGCAGCAGCAAAUCAACAUGCCACCACCAAUUCAACUAGAACAAAUAAGGACGGCAAGCGAUCAGAAUCUCCAUCAACAGCAAAACAGCCAGACAACAAAGGGCCUAGAAAACAGCUUAAGCAAGGAAUCUUUCCAGAGGACCUUGCACCGAAGAAUGGAAAGGAAGCAGAGAUGUAA
Molecule: messenger RNA, 654 nt
Organism: Emys orbicularis (European pond turtle)
Lineage: Eukaryota; Metazoa; Chordata; Testudines; Emydidae
Gene: C11H2orf80
Product: chromosome 11 C2orf80 homolog
Exons: 8
Coding region: 1-654 (217 amino acids)
Source: RefSeq, a predicted model, not a curated record